This is a messenger RNA of Apis cerana (Asiatic honeybee), 1625 nucleotides long. RefSeq names its product tetraspanin 2A (gene Tsp2A). Gene Ontology annotation, cellular component: plasma membrane. The record is from RefSeq and is a predicted model, not a curated record. NCBI's taxonomy places the organism in Eukaryota, Metazoa, Arthropoda, Insecta, Hymenoptera, Apidae.
UUUUUGAACGUAAAAUUUUUAACAAAUUUCCAACUGAUAAAAUAAAUUUUUAAACGAUGGUUGCCAAAACUUCUGGGCCUCAAUUAGAGCAACGAAUUCAGUGUAUAAAAUUUAUUAUUUUCUGCUUGAAUGCCAUUAUAUGGUUACUUGGGAGUUCAAUGUUUGGAUUAUGCAUGUGGUUAAGAUUGGAUCCAAAUUUCCAAGAAUGGGUCAGUUUCCUCGAGAUAUAUGAAUUUUAUAUCGGCAUUUAUAUCUUACUUGCGGCUUCGAUAUUUAUCGUGGUUAUCACAUUCAUCGGCUGUGGAGUUGCUCUUAUGGAACAUAUUCUUGGUCUCUACAUUUACGCAGGACUGCAAUUAUUUUCCUAUGUCCUCGGCUUGGUAGGAACUGCAAUUCUCCUCGAUUAUUCAACCUACGACAGUAAAAUUCAACCUCUUAUACGACGAUCUAUGACAGCUCUCAUUAAUAAUUAUCAAGAUCCAAAAGCAACGUACAUUCUGCAAUUAAUUCAAGAGAGCAUCGGUUGUUGUGGUGCCGAUGGUCCGAUGGAUUAUUUAACUUUGAAAAAACCGCUGCCCACCGAGUGUAGGAAUACAGUUACCGGAAAUGCUUUCUUUUACGGAUGCGUGGAAGAAAUUUCAUGGUUUUUGGAGGGCAGAUCGGGUUGGCUGGCUGGUCUAGCAUUGGCUCUAUGCAUGCUCCACAUAAUAAUAACAGCCCUUACUCUAACAUUGGUCCGAGCUAUUAAAAAGGAAGAACGAUAUAUCACAUUUAAACGUUAAUUUACAUUAAUUUAAUGGUAAUUUUCAUGUUCAUUGCACAUCACAUUUCAUAACAACGUGUAUUAAUGAUAAUGUAAUCCAUUCACCAAGCGAAUGGAAAUCUAAGUAAGGAAAAAAAAGAAAAAAAAAAAUAGACUGACGAAAUAUAACAAAUUUAAAACACUUUUUCCGAGAAAUAUCCGGAAUGGGUAUAAUGUACAAGAUAUUCCAUUUGAAAUUUUUGCAAUUAUCUAUCAAAUUUUUAAAUAGUGAAUUAUUUUGUUUCGACAUAAUUUGAUAUAAAUAGCUUAAUUUUGUUUUUUUUCUUUUUUUUUAAUUUUAAAUCAUAUAUUUUAAAUUUCACUCGAAAUAUUUUUGAAAUAACGAAUAGCUACGAUAGAUAAAUAAUUGCGUCCAAAAUUUCGAACGGAUGGAAAUUAUGUAGAAUAUUUUUUUUAACGCAAUUUAUAUUUUUAUUUUUACAAAAUAUAUAAUGUUCCAAAAAUGUGAGGACCAGAUAACCGAAGAUUCCCGAGAUAAUUUCAACGACUAAUAUUUUCCUUUGCAAAAAUUUUGCACAUUGGCCAAUCGAUUAAUUAAGUAAUCGAUAACAUAAGAAUAUUUGACGCGAACACGAACAAAUCCAACGAACAAUGUGUCGAGAAGAAUUGUCGAAUUAUUCAAAAUAAAUAAUUACUUUUCUAAUAAACGAUAAAUAAUAUUUACAAUAAUUACAAUAUAUAGAAGAUAUUCAUUCGAAUAGAAAGGAGAAUAGGAAGAGAGAGAGAGAGAGAGAGAGAGAGAGAGAGAGAGAGAGAGAGAGAGAGAGAGAGAGAGAGAGAGAGAGAACGACAAGAAGAAAAA